Adineta ricciae is the source of this 255-nucleotide messenger RNA. NCBI's taxonomy places the organism in Eukaryota, Metazoa, Rotifera, Eurotatoria, Adinetida, Adinetidae. The record is from the annotation of a GenBank genome assembly.
AUGGUCGAUGAUUGUCGUUCACCAAUUAAGUCAACUUUCAAUAGAUAUUUAAGCGUAGCUGGAUUCGAUAGAGCUAGUGCACUACUGAAUGCAUGUAUUGGCACUGAAUCUCCACUCACCUCCCUUCUAACAUGUCCAAUGACUAGAAAAUUUGUGUCCAUACGUCAAGAUCCCGACUAUAUCAAUUUCCGUAUUGUUUCCGAACGAACUGUCGGUCAGCUGAAAUCAACUGAUGUGAAAGUUGCACGCCCAUGA